This is a messenger RNA of Eimeria necatrix, 321 nucleotides long. RefSeq lists its product as hypothetical. The transcript has a single exon. The coding region runs from base 1 to 321 and encodes 106 amino acids. The record is from RefSeq and is a predicted model, not a curated record. Lineage: Eukaryota; Apicomplexa; Conoidasida; Eucoccidiorida; Eimeriidae.
AUGAAUCCCAAGGAAACAAUCGCCAGCAGCAGCAAAGCAGCAAACAGAGGCAGCAGCAGACACAAACAGCAGCAGCAGCACAGGGGCCAUCAGCGCCCAGCAGCAGCGCAACGGGAACAGCAGCGCGGCGAGGCUGGCGAGCCGCAGCAGGCGAAGAGCAGAAAACGGAAAGCCCCGCAGCAGCAGCCACGCAAGCAGCAGCAGCAGCAGCAGCAGCAGCAGCAGCAACAGCAACAGCAGCAGCAACAGCAACUGCAGCAGCAGCAGCAACUGCAGCAGCAGCAGCAGCCACUGCAGCAGCAGCAGCAGCAGCAGCAAUGA